GCGCUGCUCAGACUCGCCCAUAAAGUCGGAUCCCCCGCACAGCGCCGCAGCACACCGGCCGCAACAUGCACAGCACCGGGCAGCAGUGCCCCGCACAGGGCUACCUGCAGGGGUUCCGGCACUUCGCCACCGAGGCCAUCCACGCAGGGCAGGAGCCGGAGCAGUGGAACUCCCGGGCGGUGGUGCCCCCCAUCUCCCUCUCCACCACCUUCAAGCAGGACGGCCCGGGGGAGCAUGCGGGCUAUGAAUACAGUCGCAGCGGGAACCCGACAAGGAACUGUCUGGAGAAAGCCGUCGCUGUCCUUGAUGGCGCCAAAUACUGUUUAGCCUACGCUUCUGGCCUGGCUGCAACGCUCAACGUCGCCCAUCUCCUGAAAGCCGGGGAUGAGAUCAUCUGCACCACAGAUGUCUAUGGAGGCACAAACAGAUAUUUUAGGAAAAUUGCUUCAGAAAUGGGCCUAAAAGCUAAAUUUGUGAACUGCUCAGACCUAAAAUGUUUGGAAGCCGCAAUCACCUCAGAUACCAAGCUGGUGUGGGUUGAAACCCCAACAAACCCAACGCUAACGGUUAUUGACAUUAAGGGGUGUGCCGACAUCGUUCACAAGCAUAAAGAUAUUCUCCUAGCGGUUGAUAACACAUUUAUGUCGGCAUAUUUCCAACGGCCGUUGGCCCUUGGAGCGGACAUCUGUAUGUAUUCAGCAACCAAGUAUAUGAACGGCCAUAGCGAUGUCGUCAUGGGUCUGGUAUCGGUCAACACUGAUGAACUCAACGAAAGGCUUAAAUUUCUUCAGAAUGCUCUUGGUGCCAUUCCAUCCCCGUUUGAUUGCUAUCUCUGCAACCGGGGAUUGAAGACUUUACACCUCCGCAUGAAGCAGCAUUUCCACAACGCGCUGGCAGCGGCCAUGUUUCUGGAGAAAGAUCCUCGUGUUGACAAAGUAAUCUUCCCAGGUCUGCCUUCUCACCCACAAUAUGAGCUCACCAAGCGGCAAUGCACUGGAGUCCCCGGGAUGGUUACUUUCUACAUUAAAGGCGGCUUGGAACAUGCUACGAUCUUCCUCAAGAGUCUGAAGGUGUUUGCACUUGCUGAAAGCCUUGGCGGAUAUGAAAGUUUGGCUGAGCAUCCGGUGAUUAUGACUCACGCCUCGGUGCCUGAAGAGGACCGCGUGCUCCUGAACAUCAGCGACAGCCUUAUCCGGCUUUCCAUUGGGUUAGAGGACACGGAGGAUAUCAUAGAGGAUUUGGAUCAAGCCUUGAGGGUCGUGCACCCGGAUCUGAUUAACCCCACAAAGGUCAAGGACUUGUUGGAGCAUUUGAAGAGCAACUGUUAGACAUCAGGUUUCCACGUCCCCUGACCACCGUCUCAGUAAUAUUUAAAAUAAAGUGUGAUCUGUCACCGGGCACAUAAGUGUCAUCUAUUAAAUUUUAUUUUCUUAAAUUAAAAAAACAUGACGCAACGCCUUGAAGAUCUGGACAUUGUCUAUAAUCCGCUGACCAAAGUGCUCACCUAGCCUCCGACUGGCGCCAAUGUUCUUCUUGCAAUAAAUCUCAUACUGUCUUUGUA
Pseudophryne corroboree (corroboree frog) is the source of this 1561-nucleotide messenger RNA. RefSeq names its product cystathionine gamma-lyase (gene CTH). Gene Ontology annotation, biological process: transsulfuration. The transcript is spliced from 12 exons. The coding region runs from base 66 to 1328 and encodes 420 amino acids. Gene Ontology annotation, cellular component: cytoplasm. Lineage: Eukaryota; Metazoa; Chordata; Amphibia; Anura; Myobatrachidae. The record is from RefSeq and is a predicted model, not a curated record. Gene Ontology annotation, molecular function: carbon-sulfur lyase activity; pyridoxal phosphate binding.